Pelagomonas calceolata is the source of this 1193-nucleotide messenger RNA. The record is from the annotation of a GenBank genome assembly. NCBI's taxonomy places the organism in Eukaryota, Pelagophyceae, Pelagomonadales, Pelagomonadaceae.
CAUUGCCAUUUUGCGCAUCAUGCGUUCAAAGAUUGUCCUCUCACUGCUGCUGCUGCCUUGUUGUGCAGGAGCCCUGCUGCUGGGUGCCGUCCGCUGCAGCACGGUGCCGACGGUCCUCGACCUCGUGUUACAAGAGCGCCAGCGCUACGAGCAAUUGUUUGGGCUGGAGCUGGCCGUAUGCGCUGGCGCGACGCCGCACGACGGGUUGCUCUGGCGCGGCGGCGCGGGCGCGGAGACGGCUCUCGACCGCUGCAGCUCGGUCCGGCGCGGCUUUGCGCAGAUCUGCGAGGCGUCGACGGCAGCGGGCCUCGUCGAGGCGGUUCGACAAGCGGGCGUCGCGUGCGAGACUCCCUGGACCGUCGAGCACGUGCCGCUCUGGUCGACCCUCCGAGCCGGCGCGCGGCGCGACGAUCACUGGCGUUUUUCCGGCCUGGCGCUCGCCCUCGCCCAGACCGUCGCCGGCCCGCCCGCUCUCCUGGGCGCCUCGGCGGCUCCUGAUAGCUGCGUUCGCUUCGGCGUGCUGGAAAGCGAAACGCUGCGUUUCGGAGUGCUCCGGAAAGGCGUGCGGGGCGCCGGCGCGGCGGAUCGCGACGCGCACUGGGCCGCGCGACCCUUCAAGUUUUCGGGCGCAUUGGACGCGGAAGUGUCGCGAGCCAUCGUGAACAUCGUGGUCGACUCGCGCAGCGACGCGACGCCGCCGCCGCGCCUUUUCGACCCCUGCUGCGGCAGCGGGACCAACCUCUGGGCGGCGGCCUGUCGCGGAGGGUCCGUGGCGGGCAGCGACCGCGACGCGGCGAAGGCCGACGGCUGCCGCCGAAACCUCGAACACGCGGGCGUGGCGUUCGAUGACAUCGGCGUCCGAGACGCGUCGCGCGACGCGCUACCGGCGGCUUCGGACGCCGACUGCGCGGUGCUCAAUCUUCCGUGGGGCGAGAAGGUGCGGCAGACGCACGGCGAGAACGAUCGCAUCCUGGCUAACGUCGCGGCGCAUCUGCGGUCGGGCACGCCCGUGGCCUGUCUGGCCACGGAUGGCGGCGGCCGCGACUGGGGACGCCUCGGCUACGAGGUGGAACGAGCGGCGGACGUGACCCCAGGCACGACCAAGCGCGGGAAGGCGUCGUUCGACGGCGCCGCGACCUGUUAUUUGUUAAGAGUGAGGUAGUUGUCUACGAUGACCAGAGUGGGGUAGUUGU